UGGCCACCUGAGUUCAUUUGUAGCAAGGUGCCUCUCCAUCUCUCUCCUGUCCAGCCAGACAAAACAACACCACCGAAGGGCUGAUCGCAACAGCAAGACCGCAACCAUGAACGGCACGGAGGGACCCUUUUUCUAUGUCCCUAUGUCAAAUGCCUCUGGCAUUGUCAGGAAUCCUUAUGAAUACCCUCAGUACUACCUUGUCAGCCCGGCAGCAUACUUUAUGCUGGCCUGCUACAUGUUCUUUCUCAUCCUUACCGGCUUCCCCAUCAACUUCCUGACCCUGUACGUCACCAUCGAGCACAAGAAACUGAGGACCUCCCUGAACUACAUCCUGCUGAACCUGGCGGUGGCCGACCUCUUCAUGGUGAUUGGUGGCUUCACCACCACGUUGUACACAUCCUUGAAUGGCUACUUCGUCUUCGGUAGGACUGGCUGCAACAUCGAAGGAUUUUGUGCUACCCUUGGUGGUGAGAUUGCUCUGUGGUCCCUGGUUGUCCUGGCUGUUGAGAGGUGGGUGGUCGUCUGCAAGCCUAUGAGCAACUUCCGCUUUGGUGAGAACCACGCCAUCAUGGGUGUUGCAUUCAGCUGGGUGAUGGCCGCUACCUGUGCUGUGCCCCCACUCUUUGGCUGGUCCCGUUACAUCCCAGAGGGCAUGCAGUGCUCAUGCGGAAUCGACUACUACACCCGUGCCCCCGGCUUCAACAACGAGUCCUUUGUGAUCUACAUGUUCGUUGUCCACUUCCUGAUUCCACUAGUUGUCAUCUCCUUCUGCUAUGGCCGUCUGCUGUGCACCGUCAAGGAGGCAGCUGCUGCCCAGCAGGAGUCUGAGACCACCCAGAGGGCUGAGAGGGAAGUUACCCGCAUGGUCGUCCUGAUGGUGAUCUCCUACCUGGUGUGCUGGGUGCCCUAUGCCAGCGUGGCCUGGUUUAUCUUCUGCAAUCAGGGAAGUGAGUUUGGCCCUGUCUUCAUGACAGCCCCGGCCUUCUUUGCCAAGAGCUCCGCUCUCUACAACCCCCUCAUCUACGUGUGCAUGAACAAGCAGUUCCGCCACUGCAUGAUCACCACCCUGUGCUGCGGAAAGAACCCCUUCGAGGAAGAGGAGGGAGCGUCCACGACAGCCUCCAAGACCGAGGCCUCCUCCGUGUCCUCCAGCUCCGUGGCCCCCGCAUAAAUGGGCUCUCAUGGACCCCGCGAUCCAGCGUGCACAAAGAAGACUUCUGCUCCCCCGGGAAACGACUGAAGGCUAUCGUCUACAGAAAUAACUUCCUUUUUGUAUUUUUACAAACCAGUUGGUUCAACCUAAUGACAGUUGCAGAAGAGGGCAGGCCAAGAAAAAGUUGUUUCUGUAUGUACAGAGAGUCCAAUGUAACGAUGUGUAAGAUGUUUUUUUUUCCUGAAACGAAAGCAAAAUAUCUUUGAUCUUUUACAGUUGGAGUCUAUAUGUUACUGGCUUAUUUGUGAAUGUAGAGGCAUGUAAUCAAGGCAACGUAAAAUAAAACGCACUUUGCAAAUUAA
Molecule: messenger RNA, 1515 nt
Organism: Osmerus eperlanus (European smelt)
Lineage: Eukaryota; Metazoa; Chordata; Actinopteri; Osmeriformes; Osmeridae
Product: rhodopsin
Exons: 1
Coding region: 107-1171 (354 amino acids)
Biological process (GO): phototransduction; cellular response to light stimulus; visual perception
Cellular component (GO): photoreceptor outer segment; plasma membrane
Molecular function (GO): G protein-coupled photoreceptor activity
Source: RefSeq, a predicted model, not a curated record